AUGGUCAAGUUUACGAUUCUUGCGGGCGGCUACAGCGCGUACAUCUCGACAUACUCCUUUGAUUCAGACAGCAGUACUCUGAGUCUAGUUGGUCAGUCACCAACAGGCGGGAAUGCUUCCUGGCUUUCACUUCACCCAGCAAACAGCAGUAUUCUCUAUGCUGUUAAUGAAAUUGACCAAGCUGCACUGCAGUCGUUCGUGGUUCAUGAGGACGGGCUCUUGAGUGACGCCAUAUCCACUGUCCCCACCCUGGGAUUGUCUCCGACGCAUAAUCAUCCACUCAAAACUGGACAGGUCUCGGUCAUGAACUGGAGUACGGGAAAUGGAAGGGUCUUUCCCACAUCACCUGAUGGACUAUACUUCGAUAACUCGUCGGCGCCUGUUAUCACCUUCCCAGCAAACCAGUCGCACCCACACGAGACCGUUGAGCAUGAGGAUGAAAUCCUCGUUCCUGACUUGGGAGCGGACACGAUCUGGCGCCUUGUACAGGAAUCCCCUGAUACACCCGGCACGUGGAAGAUCCAAGGUUCCAUACCUCAGCCAAAAGGCUCAGGGCCGCGUCAUAUCGCACUUGCAGACGGCUUCGUCUACACAUUGCACGAAACAAGUAACACAUUGGUAUCCCAAGUACUCCCCAGUGAACCAAACGGUACCUCAGACUACAUCGCGAACAUCUCCGUCAUCCCUACCGACCUAGUCGAAGGUGCGAAGAUGGCAGCAGCCGAGAUCCUCAUACCAGCCGUCUCAGAUACGUUCUGCGAACCCUACAUCUUCACCUCGAAUCGUAACAUGGGUACACAAGACCCUCGCGGCGAUCCUAUCACAAUUAUCCGUCGUGGUGCGAAGGGCGAGCUUGAAGUCUCUGGAUUCGUGUACACAGGUCUUAGCAUAAUUCGCAGCAUGGCGUUCUUCGGUGAAGAUGACAAGUACCUCAUUGCGGGUGGUCAGCAGGGUGAUGCGGGUGUGGUUGUGUAUGAGCGCACGGGUGACGGCGGCGAGCUUACUCUCGUCGCGACGAAUAAGGAGGUACCGACUAGGACAUCGUUCGUGAGCAUCCAGGAGUAUUAG
Fomitiporia mediterranea MF3/22 is the source of this 1068-nucleotide messenger RNA. RefSeq names its product putative isomerase YbhE. Gene Ontology annotation, molecular function: 6-phosphogluconolactonase activity; protein binding. The record is from RefSeq and is a predicted model, not a curated record. NCBI's taxonomy places the organism in Eukaryota, Fungi, Basidiomycota, Agaricomycetes, Hymenochaetales, Hymenochaetaceae. The transcript is spliced from 5 exons. Bases 1 to 1068 code for a protein of 355 amino acids.